ACGCCGCCUAGCGGGAGGCGGCGAACGAGGCCGGUUACCCAGCGUGCCCUGCGGAGUUACCGGGCCCGUGGGGGGGGUGUUGAAACAUGGCGGCCCUCAGUAAAGUGAUCGGAGGAAGACUGUAGAACGGGCAGUCACCGUCUCUCUCGGGGCUCGGCUUAGGAGGCCGUUCCUCCUCCUCCUCCAGCCGGGGCUGGUUCCUCACGUGAUUCAACCGGGCACCUUCAACCUCUCACCCGGCCCCGAGUCACUGGGGGACUGGCGCUAGAUGGAGGAUCUCCCGGCGGCUGGUGGAAUGGCUGCUUCUGCAAGGCCGCAGGUCGGGGGUCCUAGUCAGGCCCAAACACAGGGGGCCCCCUCCGAGCCGGGCUGUGAGCUGUCUGCUCGGCCGCCCCAGUACACCAUCCCGGGGAUCCUGCACUACAUCCAGCACGAGUGGGCUCGCUUCGAGAUGGAGAGGGCGCACUGGGAAGUGGAGCGGGCCGAGCUGCAGGCACGGAUAGCCUUUCUUCAAGGUGAAAGAAAAGGUCAAGAAAACUUGAAGAAGGACCUAGUUAGAAGGAUAAAAAUGUUAGAAUAUGCUUUGAAACAGGAGCGGGCAAAAUACCAUAAAUUAAAAUAUGGAACAGAAUUAAAUCAAGGCGAUAUGAAGAUGCCAGCCAUUGAAUCGGAAGAAACCAAAGAAUCUGAGAUUCCCCCAGGGCUUCCGAACAGUCAGCUGACCUGGAAACAAGGCCGGCAGCUGUUAAGGCAGUAUCUUCAGGAGGUGGGCUAUACAGAUACAAUAUUAGAUGUUCGGUCACAAAGGGUACGCUCUCUGCUCGGACUUUCAGGUUCUGAGCCAAAUGGUUCUGUAGAACCGAAGAACCUAGAACAGAUCCUUAAUGGUGGAGAAGCUUCACUCAAACAAAAGGGACAGGAGAACAAAAGGAACUCGGGUGACGUGCUCGAAACAUUUAACUUCUUAGAAAGCACAGAUGACAGUGAUGAAGAAGAUGAAGGGGACAUCAUAGAAGAGGUCGAUGGGAUGGAUAAGCAGCGAUUAAACAAAAAACAUAGAAUUGGAAAUGAAGGCUUAGCCGCUGAACUUGCUGAUGACACAGAGGAAGCAUUGAAAGAGUUUGAUUUUCUUGUGACUGCAGAAGAUGGUGAAGGUGCUGGAGAGGCCAGAAGUUCAGGAGAUGGGACUGAGUGGGACAAGGACGUCCUGUCCCCAACUGCUGAAGUUUGGGAUGUAGACCAGUCUCUGAUUAAUAAACUCAAGGAGCAGUACAUGACGGAGCGCAAGGGGUCAAAGGGGGCUAAGAGGGUAAACCGGACGAAAUUGCACGAUAUGAUUGCGGACCUGGGUGAUGAGGAACUGUCCCGCAUCCCUCCAGGCAUCCUGAGUCCGUCCCGUUCACCAACCAGAAUAACAGAUCAUGAAGGUGGGAGGGCAGAGGAAGCCGAGCCCAUAACGUUUCCAUCUGGAGGUGGGAAGACAUUCAUCAUGGGAUCAGAAGAUGUCCUUGAGAGUGUUCUGGGACUUGGGGACCUAGCUGACCUUACUGUGACUAAUGAUUCAGACUACAGUUAUGAUACGCCGUCCAAUAAGGAUGCAUUUAGGAAGACUUGGAACCACAAAUAUACCCUACGAAGUCACUUUGAUGGUGUAAGAGCACUAGCAUUUCACCCAGUUGAGCCUGUCCUGGUGACCGCAUCUGAAGAUCACACCCUAAAAUUAUGGAACUUGCAAAAAACAGUCCCUGCCAAAAAGAGUGCUUCAUUCGAUGUGGAACCAAUCUAUACAUUCAGAGCUCACAUGGGUCCUGUCCUUUCCCUGGUGGUCAGCUCUAGUGGAGAACAUUGCUUCAGUGGAGGAAUAGAUUCUACAAUACAGUGGUGGAAGAUGCUAAGCUCAAAUGUUGAUCCGUAUGAUACGUAUGAUCCUAGUGUUCUUUCUGGCACGUUGCUUGGGCACACAGAUGCUGUAUGGGGCCUGGCUCACAGUGGUGUUAAAGACAGACUACUUUCUUGCUCAGCUGAUGGAACGGUUCGAUUAUGGAAUCCACCAGAAAGUGUGCCAUGUAUUGGCACAUACAAUGGAAACAAAGAGCAUGGUAUCCCCACAUCAGUGGAUUUUAUAGGCUGUGAUCCUGCCCAUGCUGUUGCCUCCUUCACCUCUGGCUGUAUUGUGAUUUAUGACCUGGAGACUUCACAGUCCCUGCUGCAGUUAUCUGCUCCUUCUGAUUCUAGUAUCCCAUUUUGUGGCCACAUAAACAAGGUUGUGAGUCACCCUACUCUUCCUGUUACUAUUGCUGCCUAUGAGGAUAGGCACAUUAAAUUUUUUGACAACAAGUCUGGGAAGACCAUUCAUUCAAUGGUUGCACACCUGGAUGCUGUUACUAGCCUUGCAGUGGAUCCUAAUGGAAUUUACCUAAUGUCUGGAAGCCAUGACAGCUCUAUUCGCUUGUGGAAUCUGGACAGCAAGACUUGCGUACAGGAAAUUACUGCCCAUCGCAAGAAGUUGGACGAGUCCAUAUACGAUGUUGCCUUUCACCCAUCCAAAGCAUUCAUCGCCAGUGCUGGAGCAGAUGCUCUGGCCAAGGUUUUCGUGUGACCCUUCCAUAUCCCUCCCCUCCUGUCCUUACACAGUGCCACAAGUGCAUUUUGGAACAAAAAUUAAGGUCACUUGCAGUAUUUAACCAAGUUCUUACAACAUCACUGCCAAGGGGAAUUUUCUCCAGUGCCGACACUACAAGAUGACUCCUGCAGAAUAGGGGGAUACUGGUUACCGCACCCAUCUGGCGCUAGCCUCUCAUCUUCUCAUUUAUCAGGAUGGCUCUAUCCAGGGCUUUAGUUACUGUACUCUAAUCCCUCUUUUUGUCACAGUAACCAGUAUUCACGGCCCCAUGCAGAGCGCGUCUCUCCUUUUAUUAAAUGUACGAUACAUAUUCUCUUCUACAAUCGAUAUGGAGAAAAAGGAGAAAAAUAUUUUUUUGCAUCUUUAACUUCAGGUCCUGGGUGUGUGAAUCAAGAGCUCAACUAACAUGGGGUUAUGGAAUAUGCUGUAGUGUAUUCAGUGGUUUGUUGAUGCCAGACACCGUUACAAUGCAAUAAAGAAAUCGGUUUCCCUGGAACUUGAAAGGACUUAGAGGAGCAAGGAGGCCUGCUCUGCACUAUGCUACCCAGUUCAGAUUGCAAUACCUUGAUAACAUGUAGCUAUUUGUUUUAAAGGCUGGCAUUGUAGAAUUCAGUGUCUGGCUGCCAAUGAAGGGAUUUUAUUUUAUUUUUAACUUUCUCUGUUCUUGGACAGUGCAAGUGUGUUACUAUAUAUUUUUUAACAUUAGUCCUGCAUAUAUACAGGUUUUGACCUACUAUUUUUACGCUUUUUAUUUUUAAGCUGUCACAGAAUUGCAGUGUUUUUAUCGGGGUAGUACAAACCUGAGAAUGAAAUGAAUUUUAAUGUAUUUUUUUCUUUCAUGUUAUUCCUUUUUUUCUUUAUCUAAAAUCACAUUUAUCCAAUUUGUUUCCUUUUUUUUUUUUUUUAUAUAUAUAUAUUUUUAUUUUUUUGUUAUACCCUGCAUCCCUUUAUAAGGCCAGAAGUCAGUGACUCUGCCAGAAGGUCUGGCGUUUGAGAGCUAAACACAACUGGGUGGUUUCACACUAACAAGUAGUUUCUUUUCUAACUGGCAAGAGGGGUUCCAUAUGCUUUUAUCAGUGCACCUCCACCCCUUUAACAAUUGCAGCAUUCUAUCACUGUGUGAUAUUUUGUAUGUUUACUUUAUUUACGAGUUAAUUUAUCCAGACGUUUCCCAGCUAAGUUACAAUGGCUUAAUGUUAUUUAUUUCAGCUUUAUAUUUGUUUUUGUUCAUGUGACACAGGACUUGCAUUAUUUGUGGGACACAGAGAGAAGUUUCUUGAAGCAUGACCGAAGGCCAUUAUUUACUUUGAUAUUUAAAAUCAGAGUACUGAGCAAGGCAAAAUUGCCAUUGCAAAAUGGAGCCCAUGAUAUCUCUUCCUACCCCUCCCCCCAAAAAAGAAAACAGGUUGACAAACGCUUGCUCCGUGGCAAUUUUUGCACUUUAAAUAUAUGCUUUACCUUGUAGUGCACCACAACUAAACACCGUAGAGGGUCUAGACCUUCCUGCAUUAAUUUUUAAUUUUUUUUUUUUUUUUUGUAAUUGAACCUUUGUAUUCUGCUCUGUUACUUCUCAUGUCUUCAGAUUCAUCGUCUUUUUUUCUUAAUUUCUCUUCAAGCAUUAUUCAGUUUCUGGUAUUGACAAAAGAUUUUAAUUUGUGUUACACGCAUGACUAAAACAAUUUCACAUAUUUUUUCUAGUCUUCCACAAAAGGAAAAAAAAAAUCCGCUGAGUUUGCGCGUUUUGUAAGGUUUUUGUUUUACGAACUGCAAAUCAACAAGUUUUUAAGAUUGUACCACAAAAAGCAGUACAGUUGUUGAGAAAUAAUGUAUAUAAAAUGCAUAUAAUAAAUAUUAAAUGGUG
Messenger RNA from Bufo gargarizans (Asiatic toad), 4484 nucleotides. It is a transcript of the gene STRN3, whose product is annotated as striatin 3. The record is from RefSeq and is a predicted model, not a curated record. NCBI's taxonomy places the organism in Eukaryota, Metazoa, Chordata, Amphibia, Anura, Bufonidae. Gene Ontology annotation, molecular function: protein-containing complex binding; calmodulin binding; protein phosphatase 2A binding. The transcript has 18 exons. The coding region runs from base 269 to 2599 and encodes 776 amino acids. Gene Ontology annotation, cellular component: dendrite.